AUCGUUCACCUGGAACUACAUUUAAGAUCUUUUUUGAUAAAGACUUAGUAGAAGAAAUUGUUAAUUUUAGCAAUGUAUAUUCACAGCAAAAAAACCGCACCGGUGACAUUACGGUAGACGAGAUGUACUGCUUCUUAGGGGUGUUACUUGUCAGUGGUUACGCAAGCGUUUCAAGACGGCAUAUGUAUUGGCAGAACUGCGAUGAUACUCAGAAUAAGCUUAUAUCAGCCGCUAUAUCCAGAGACAGGUUUCAAUUCAUAAUGAGUAAUCUUCAUUGUAAUGAUAAUACGACUCUUGACAAAAAUGACAAAUACUGUAAACUUCGCCCAUUAUUUAACAAUCUAAAUAAAAAGUUUUUUGAUUUUGCACCAAUUGAACAGAACCACAGCUUUGACGAAGCAAUGAUACCGUACUUUGGGAGGCAUACCUGCAAGCAGUUUAUAAGAGGAAAGCCGAUAAGGUGGGGGUAUAAAUUUUGGGUAGGUACUCUACGACUAGGAUAUAUAGUUUAUUUUGACCCGUAUCAAGGUUCGUCGACAACAAUUUCAGAAAAAUAUAAGCAUAUGGGUUUGGGAGCGUCAGUUGUACUCCAAUAUGCCCAAAUCACCAUUCAGUAACUCGACAGUUUUAAAGAAAAAGGCUAGAGGCACAUUUGAAUAUGGAGUUGCUGACAAUGAAAUCGCCUUGUGCAAAUGGAAUGACAAUAGCGUCGUUACAUUGGCCACUAAUGCUUGUACAGUUUUUCCAGUACAUAAAGUGAAAAGAUUUUCUCAGUCUGAGAAAAAGCAUGUGAGUAUAGAUCAGCCACGAUUAAUUAAAGCAUAUAACGAAAACAUGGGUGGCGUAGAUCGCAGUGACCAAAACAUAGGCCAAUACAGAGUUUCCAUACGUGGUAAGAAGUGGUAUUUUCCUUUGUUUUCGCAUUGUGUCGACAUGGUAGUACAAAACUCAUGGCACCUUCAUAAAAAUGAUGGUGGUACCCUUGACCAACUACAAUUUAGAAGAGAUAUCGGUACAGAACUAUUAGAAUCCCACAAGAAAAGCACUAAGAAAGGGCCUUCAAAGUUGCCGAAAAACGCGCACCAAUAUACGCGCUAUGACAGACUAGAUCAUUUAGUGAUAUACCAAGAAAAUCAGCGAAGGUGUGCUGUGUGCCACAAAAAAGCAAAUUUCUUGUGUCAAAAAUGCAAUAUUUCUCUUCACCCAAAAGAUUGUUUUAUCAACUAUCAUACCAAUUAGUUUAAAUUUUGAGUUUAAAUAUUUUGUAAAACUUUUUGAUAGAAUAAAUUAACAUA
Messenger RNA from Sitophilus oryzae (rice weevil), 1295 nucleotides. RefSeq names its product piggyBac transposable element-derived protein 3-like. The transcript has 2 exons. The record is from RefSeq and is a predicted model, not a curated record. Lineage: Eukaryota; Metazoa; Arthropoda; Insecta; Coleoptera; Curculionidae. The coding region runs from base 595 to 1239 and encodes 214 amino acids.